This is a messenger RNA of Chenopodium quinoa (quinoa), 2465 nucleotides long. RefSeq lists its product as uncharacterized. The record is from RefSeq and is a predicted model, not a curated record. Bases 757 to 1224 code for a protein of 155 amino acids. Lineage: Eukaryota; Viridiplantae; Streptophyta; Magnoliopsida; Caryophyllales; Amaranthaceae. The transcript has 3 exons.
GGUUAAGUUAUUGUUUCUCAUUGGCUAUGUUUUGUUGAUCUUUGAAUCCGUAAUUUUGACAGGCUCCUAAAUUGACGUGUCGGAUUGAGUCAUUUGCUAGGAUUUGUCAGACCUUUGAUGAAAGAACGUCUAAGUGGGUUCAGAAGAUGGGAUUUGGCAUCCUCCUAAAUUUACCAUCUGAUUUGCAAAUUCCAAGGCAGCUUGGAUAUUGGAUACUAAGCUGCAUUGAUCCUUUAAGUAAAAAAUUGAUAGGUACUAAUGGAAAACAGUUCGAAUUUUCAAAGAACCUACUGCAUUGGAUAUUUGGCAUUCCUUAUAGAAGGUUACCUGUGCCAACCAAGAAAUCAAUGAACCCUGAAAUGAGACUCAAGAUAUUCCAGAUUUUGGGAAAGUAUGGAAAAUCUUGGGAGUGUAAGUCCAGCAAGUUUGUUGGGCAUACGUAUACAUCAAUCGGAAUUCCUAUGAACAGUAUUCUGUUGGAUAGGUUGGAGGGUUAUUGGGAGGAUAACGAUAAAGAAGAAUUUAAGACCUUAUUCCUAUUGGUGUCUUUGCAAAUGGUGCUAUGUCCCACAUAGUCUUCGCGAUUAGCUAGUGAUCUUGUUCCAGCACUAACUUGUGCUUCAAAUUGUGCCAAUUAUGAUUGGUGUAGGCUUGUAUUGGGCAAAUUGAUGGAGAGUAUUUUAAGCUUUGCCCGUAGGUUUUAUGCGUUUGGCUAUGCUAGGGGUUGUGGUUGCUGCACCAUGUUCUUAGUGGUAAAUGUUAUAUUUUUUUUUUUUUUUUGUGUUUUGUUUCAAUCAUGCUACAUUACGCUAUGGUACUUACUUGUUGUACCACACACACAUUUUUUAUUUGGACAGGUUAAAUAGGGAUCCAGUGGAAUGGGGAGUUUUCCCACAUAUAAAGGUUUGGAAUAUGAACCACAUUAGAAAUGCUGCAAAAGAUGACAGGAUUAUUGCAACUGGAAAUUUUGGAAACUUAGGGAUGUUAGAUGUGGCGUAUGGUGAACAACACCCUCUGUUGGCCAGGGAUAGUGAUGGACCAGUGGCCACUAAUGAGUAUAUGGAGGAUGUUGGUGGUAGUCGCUCGGUUAGGAAUCUGAAAAGGAGAAGGGCAAGGAGGAGGUGCAAAACUCUGUUUGCUCGUACAUCUAACAAAGAUGGAUGCCCUGACGCAAAUGAAGGACUUUCUGAUAUUCCAUUCUGGAAGAAGUAUGGUUCAAGUUAGGUGCGUAUCCAUAACGUUUCCAACUUUUGUCUAUCAUGCGUCCUGCUUGAUUGACCCCUACUAUUAUUUAUUUUUAUUUUUUGUUGCGCAGGACCAUUUGAAGCCCUCUGUGGUAUCCCCAUUACCACUUUGUGAGGUGACCAUAUUUGUACAUGGCCCAAAACGAUAGUGGUCGUUUCCUUUGCAAAACACGGCUUUUAAUAGGAAAACAUCAACCACUGUUGCUUCUGCUUUGUUCAUUUCAUUGAGUCGAGCUGAAAUUGUUGUACUUUAAUCGGGCCUGCCUUGUUUUAGUUGAAAAGCACUUAGGAGGCUGGUGCAUUUUGAGUUGUUGUACUCGUCAAAGCUGGUAUAAUCUUUACCCAUCAUUUCAUACGCAUACUAAAUUUUAUCCUUUUUGUAUAGCUGGAAGAAUUGCAUGGGAUGGUGGAAGAUGGAGCACUACGAUACAUUUCAAGCAUGUCAGGAUGGAGUAUUAGGAUUCCCAACAACAACCCCGUUCUCCGCCGGCAUUAAGCAUCAGAGUGUUAGUGGAUAUUCCCAAUAAGCACUAAUGUAGUGUUAGUGGAUAUUCCCAAUUAGGAUUUUCAAUUCUGAUUAGCCGUUUUUUGUUAAUUUUCCAUUCCUUGUAAGUCAUGUCAUUUAGUCAUAAUUGAAAUUAUUUAGAUUCCAUAAAUCGCUUGCAAGAAUAAGAUUAUAGAGAUUUUUAUAAAGGGCCAAAACAUUGGAUUGGCCCAAUUAAUUAAGUAAUGCCUGCCCAUCACUAAUAGCUUGUCCAACAUUGGUUGUUACAUUUUGCUUUAGAAGAUAUGGCCUAACCCAGCAACAAAAAGGGAAACAUAAAGAACAAAAGGAUUAUAUUACAAAUGGGCCAAACCCAACUACAAAAAGUUACACUACUGCGCUGGGCUGCCUUCUUCAUGGACUUCCUAAAUACUAUAGUGCAAGGAUGGACUUCCCUAAAGCUACGAUUCUUGAUGGACUUCCCAAAAGUUACAAUUCAUGAUGGACUAUCCAAAUGUUGCAAUUCAUUUCAUUAUCUCCUUCCAUUUCAAACUUGACUUCCUUUGUGAAAGUAAUGAUCACAAUUCCUCUAUUAACCCUGACAGUUGGUUCGCCGCAGACCCUAUAUGCAUUCAGAUGGCGGCUUAUAACCGGGCCAUGUGUACCGACACGCGUGUUUCCGUGAGGAAUAUGGCAUCUGGCAUAUUCAUCUUAAUAAGCUUACAUAUGUUUGGCAU